This is a messenger RNA of Zootoca vivipara (common lizard), 1449 nucleotides long. Its product is annotated as zinc finger protein with KRAB and SCAN domains 3-like. The record is from RefSeq and is a predicted model, not a curated record. NCBI's taxonomy places the organism in Eukaryota, Metazoa, Chordata, Lepidosauria, Squamata, Lacertidae.
AUGGCCGCCACACGCCGCUGGAGGGCCGAAGCUGAGCGCACCCGGCUCCGGGAGGACCCCAGAGGUCUCGAAUUGGGGGCCAGCGAGGCAGGAACCCUCAAAAGCCCUUCGGCAAGCCGUUCCGCAGAUGCCGGGGAACCCGUGGUACUCCAAGAAAGCCAGCCGAGAGCGGAGAGCAGCGGUCACUAUCAGUGGGAGACCGAGUUCCAAGAGUUUCUGGAAGGUUCCGUCUGGGAGGAGCAGCCCCUGGAGGAGCUGGGCCCGCGGGCUGACACCCGGGCCUUCCUGGCUUCCUUUGAGCAGGUGGCCGUGGCCUGCCACUGGCCCAGGAGGGAGUGGGUGACCCGGCUGCUGCCGGCCCUGGGUGAGGAAGCGGAGAAGGCCUUCAUCAGCGUGGACGCCAAGGACCGCGGAGACUUCCAGAAGGUCAAGGCGGCCAUCUUGAGGCACGAGGCCCUGGCACGCGAGAAGAAGCACCAGGAAUUCCGCCGCUUCUGCUACCAGGAGGCCAACGGGCCCCGGGAAGUCCUUGCACGGCUCCAGGAGCUGUGCCAACAGUGGCUGAACACGGAGAGGAGCAGCAAGGAGCAGAUCCUGGAGGCCUUGCUCCUGGAGCAGUUCCUCAACGUCCUGCCAAAGGAAAUGCACUACUGGGUCAAGGAGCGCGUGCCGGAGAGCUGCUUGCAGGCCGUGGCUCUGGCGGAAGAUUUCCUGAGGAGGUUGCAAGCGGCCGAAAAGGGGGAAGAACCGGAGCAGGAAGAGGCUGCAGAUCUUCGCAAGAAGCAGGAAGUUCCUCUGGAAACGGUGCCGCUGCAAACGUGGGCUACGGGUGAGGUCCGUGGGGAGCCCAGUUCAUCUUCACGCAAGACUUACACAGGUUGCGGGCAGGCCGGCGUGGCAAGGAAGAAGAAGACCUUCCAGUGGGGCCGCUAUGGGGAAGUGAAGCUGCGAGCCCGGUUUCCCGGAAAAGCAAACGCAGUCCUCCCCUCCCGCUGGAAGCAGGCUGGGGGCGCCCAGGAGCAUCGCCGCUCGGAUAGGCUGAAGAGAGCCCAGUUGCCGAACCUGGCCGAGGCGGCUCCCUCACCACCACCACCUCCUCCAUCUCCUCCAUCUCCUCCUCCUCGGGAUGUCAAGCCGAAGCUCAAGAAGCCCUCCCCCCCUCCAGAUGCUGCCAGCAAGAGCCAGAUGAAGAUGUGCCCCGAAUGCGGCCGGAGCUUCAACGGCUUAGCGACCUUCAACCGCCACCACAUGCUGCACACCGGGGAGAAGCGCUAUGAGUGCUGCUUCUGCAGCAAGGGCUUCUGCUGGCGCUCGGAUCUGGUCCGGCAUGAGUGCCAGCACACCGGGAAGAAGCCCCACGAGUGCCCCUUCUGCGGGGAGGGCUUCGACCGCAAGUGGCAGCGAGAGAAGCACGAGCAGACCCACACCAAGAGCAAGGGGAAGCUGUGA